Polyodon spathula (Mississippi paddlefish) is the source of this 9321-nucleotide messenger RNA. RefSeq names its product serine/threonine-protein kinase WNK2-like. The transcript is spliced from 30 exons. The record is from RefSeq and is a predicted model, not a curated record. Gene Ontology annotation, molecular function: chloride channel inhibitor activity; protein serine/threonine kinase activity; ATP binding. Gene Ontology annotation, biological process: negative regulation of sodium ion transport; positive regulation of sodium ion transmembrane transporter activity; monoatomic ion homeostasis. Gene Ontology annotation, cellular component: cytosol; cytoplasm. Bases 1050 to 7838 code for a protein of 2262 amino acids. NCBI's taxonomy places the organism in Eukaryota, Metazoa, Chordata, Actinopteri, Acipenseriformes, Polyodontidae.
UGCAAGCGGUUUCCAUUGACUAGCUUUAAAUUGUGAGAGACCAGAAGAAAAUGGACAAUGUAGGAGUAUUUUAGUUUAAAUAUUGAGGUGAAAGGGCUGAACACAAACAUACAAAAUUGCUCACGUGUUUACAAUUCUGUUCACAGUUCGUAAUUUCUAUGUUAUAAGUGGGGUAGAAGCCAGUGCAAUUUUAUUUACAUUUUUGCGUAUUCAGAAGGACAAGAGAAGGAACACAGACAAGCUGCUGCCGCUGAAUGGGAGUUUUUUCUUAAAAAUAAAACCACCGACUGAGGAUAAAACGUUUGAAGCCGAAGAAUACCAGGCACACAGGACAUGCUAUAUUCUCAUCACUAAUACUAAUACAAUAUCCUUAAGUAUAUAUUUACUUGAAACCAUAUAUGUAUAUAUGUUUUUUUUUUUUGUUUGUUUUGGGAGUUUUACAGUAAUUUAGCUAGCUAAAACUGACUAUGUAAGUGUAAAUACCAAUAUAUGUGUUUAACUAAAAUAUAUAUAGAUAUUGUCAUAUACGAACAACUACAGGUAACAACGCAUUUGAAGCAAAGGUAAACUUGGCCUGUGUUUGUUAGAUUAUAACUGCAGUUCUUUUUCGAACGUUUUGCAGUUAAUUUGAAACUGGCCUCUGAAAUUAAUACAGUGAAUAAUUAUUGCCGCAGCACAUCUCUGCAAAAUUCACAAAAUAGCAGCAUAUACUGGGGAGUGAGAUGCUCUUAUGAGACAGUACUCCUACGACGGUUUUGGAAUUGAGAAUUUCACAUUAUCUUGCAUUCGCAAAAUACCGCUUUCUUAAAUUCUGGAUUGUGUUUUUUUUUGCGAGGGGAAGUUUUCAGUAGUAAAAAACAAUAUAUGGAUGAGGUUUCUUCUGUUCAGACGGAUGUAUUUGAAAUUGUUAUCCUGAUACCCGUGUUAUAGCAAACUGCGUCAGUGUCUCCUCAUUUUGCAGGUACUUAGCUGCUGUUACUGUUUUGGAUGAAGAUCAUGGUAAUAUAAAUCAGGAACAUCAAGCGUACAUACAAUAAUCACAUGCUGAAAUGGAAACGGGAGGCGAGUCUAAGUCAAAUCCUCCGCUGGGUUGUAAAUUUCCAUCUGUUCCCAAUUCCGACUGUGAACUUAACAUUAAUGUUUAUCACGCCGUCAGUGACAAUAAUGUCAAUAACAUGGACACUGCUGCAGUGCCGAGAGGGGGAAGCGAUCCUAGCGCUUAUCCUCCAUCGCAGCAUCAUGGGCUUGUCAAUCAGCGGUUUAGAAGGAGAAGUUUGUGGUUUUCUGACUCCGAAGAACAAAGCUUUGAUCCACCCGAAUGUGACAAUAAAAACAAAAUUCUAAAUCUGCGGACUAUUGUAGGCAGGACAGCGGGGACUCAUGGUUGCGUGCAGGAGGGCUCCAGCACCGAGAGUCAAGGCGGACAAAAACACAGUGCAACGGAAAGCGUUAGUGCAGAUGAGGAGAAAGCUGAAGUCGAACAGAAAUGCAACGCUGUCUCGCCUGAAAGUACCAAGAAUGUGGGGAAAUCGGCGAGUGAGGAGACUGAAGAAGAGGCUGGGAUGAAAGCAGUUUCCACAUCUCCAGGGGGCAGGUUUCUUAAAUUUGACACCGAGCUUGGAAGAGGGUCAUUCAAGACCGUCUACAAGGGAUUGGACACAGAAACCUGGGUUGAAGUUGCUUGGUGUGAACUUCAGGACCGCAAACUCUCAAAGGUAGAUCGGCAGAGGUUUAAGGAGGAGGCAGAAAUGUUGAAAGGCUUGCAGCAUCCAAACAUUGUUCGAUUUUAUGACUCCUGGGAAUCCUCACUCAAAGGAAAGAAAUGUAUUGUGUUGGUUACUGAGCUGAUGACGUCUGGAACUCUAAAAACAUAUUUGAAGAGAUUUAAAGUGAUGAAACCAAAGGUUCUACGGAGUUGGUGCCGACAGAUUUUGAAAGGCCUGCACUUUUUCCAUACAAGGACUCCCCCUAUCAUUCACAGAGACUUGAAAUGUGAUAACAUUUUUAUUACUGGACCCACUGGAUCUGUGAAAAUAGGCGAUUUGGGCCUUGCAACUCUAAAAAGGGCUUCUUUUGCCAAAAGUGUAAUAGGUACUCCUGAAUUUAUGGCUCCAGAAAUGUAUGAAGAACAUUACGAUGAAUCUGUAGACGUGUAUGCCUUUGGGAUGUGCAUGCUGGAAAUGGCUACUACUGAAUAUCCAUACUCGGAGUGCCAGAAUGCUGCACAGAUAUACCGAAAAGUAACAAGUGGUGUGAAGCCAGCAAGCUACAACAAGGUUACUGAUCCAGAAAUCAAGGAAAUUAUCGGAGAAUGCAUCUGCCAAAAAAAAGAAGAAAGGUACUCCAUAAAAGACCUUUUAAAUCAUGCCUUCUUUGCGGAGGACACAGGGGUGAGGGUUGAACUCGCAGAGGAAGAUGAUGGCAAGAAGUCCUCGAUUGCCUUGAAAUUGUGGGUUGAAGAUCCCAAGAAACUCAAAACGAAAUACAAAGACAACGGGGCCAUAGAAUUUACUUUUGAUCUGGAGAAUGAAGUUCCUGAGGAUGUAGCUCAGGAAAUGAUUGAAUCUGGAUUCUUUCAUGAAAGUGAUAUCAAGAUUGUUGGAAAGUCUAUAAAGGACAGGGUGGCAUUGAUCAAAUGGAAAAGGGAAAGAACAGUUCUGUUGCAGGUAAACAAGGAGCGCAGAGAUGGCGAUGGCUUGGAGAAGCAGAAGGCCCAACAAGCACAACUGCUGAUCCCAGAUGUAGGCGUUCAAGUGGGACAGCCAGUCGUCUUGGAGCCUGAGGAGCCAGAAGCAGACCAGUAUCCGAAUCUUCCUGCCAGUGCCACAUCUGUUACAUCUGACAGUACAUUUGACAGUGGCCUGGGUUCGACAGUGUAUUCUGACUCUCAGAGCAGCCAGCAGAGUGUCAUCUACCCAUCUUGCAUGGACCCCAUCCCAUCUGCUGUGCAGCAGGUCUGCAGCCCACCCCUGAGUGACACUCAGGGCCCUCCCCCUAGUCUGCAGCACCACCUCCAACAUCAACAGCAGCUGGGGUCCUAUCCACAACCUUCAGCACCUGGCUUUUCCAUGAUCCCAAACCCAGCUGCUGCCCUCUCUCAGCAGUCCCAGCAGCUUUCCCAGCAACCAGCACAGCCAUUCCCUGUUCUACAGCCAACUGCAAUCCCCCCAGUGCAGCAUGGGCCAGCGCAGACCAUUCCUCCAACCCAGCAGUUCCAAAGCUAUUUCUACACUGCAACAUUCCAGUCCCAGCAGCAUCUUGCAGCAAUGCAGAAUCUCCAACAGCAGGUUUCUGACAUGAAGCCACUUCACAUCUCCACGCCCCCCACACAGCAGUUUCCUGUUAUUCCCCUUGCAACUCCCCUUUCCGGAUGUGACACUUUUGUUCCUUCUCACCCUGAUUUCUCCAACGUUCCCCCUGUGCCAGCCUCUUAUUUCUCGCCUGGCAAAACAGUAGCUCCUCCUUCAGUGAACCCUACCAUAUCUCGCUCUAAAACUAAAGUCACCCCUGCCAUGCGGGUUGGAAACCUGACUCAAACCUCUGAAUCUGUGGUCUUACCAUGCCAAGGAUUGCCUGUGCCAGUGUCUUUGCUUGAUAUGGCUCUCCCUGGUGAUUCAGUUUUGCCAGCUCGGCAGCAAAUGCUAACCCAGCAGCAGCAGAUGUAUCCCUUGCAGCAAAUGAUUCAGGCUGAGGUUCCACCCUUGCAACCUAUUCAAAUAGCACAGGCAGUGUCUCAGCAGCAGCAGCUUCCUUUGCUGCAGCAGUCUCUUCAGCAGAAUUUAAUUCCACUGUCAGAGCAAGCUAUUCCUGAAGCUGAGCAUUCCGGGCAGGUAUCUACUCGGUAUUCUUUUGAUUUGGGAAUGCAAGCAGAGACGCAUUUUCAGACACCCACAAGAACUGCUCGGGCUCCAAUCGUGUCCCCACCUAGGCCGGAAAUGUCGUCUGCACCAGCUGGAGUGGAGCAGGUUGUGCAUCCCUCUGGCAAGCAGGUUGCAACAGCUGCCCCUACAAACAUAACCCAACCACUGAGUCAGCAAACCAGGAUGACUGCACCUGCCCAGCCUGCAGCAGAUGUUUGUCAAGAGGAGCCUAUACCAGAGAAACUGCUGUCACUACACAGUUGCUGCUAUGACAGUGUGAAUUCUGAUGCUGCUUCAGGUAAAGAGAUGAGUGAUGGCUAUGAAGGAAUUCAAGGUGGUGGGAAGUCAAGAAAACAUCACAGAAAGUCAACAAGAACUCGCUCCCGUCAAGAAAAAACAAGCAAGCCCAAACUAACCAUUCUAAAUGUCUGUAAAACUGGAGAUAAGAUGGUAGAGUGCCAGCUGGAGACACACAAUCAUAAAAUGGUAACGUUCAAGUUUGAUUUAGAUGGGGAUGCUCCUGAAGAAAUAGCAAUUUACAUGGUCGAGAAUGACUUCAUCUUGCAGACUGAAAAAGAGACAUUUAUUGAGCAACUGAAAGAUAUAAUUGAUAAAGCUGAGGAUAUGCUGAGUGAGGAUACAGAAGGAGAAAGAAGUUCUGAUCAAGGAACCAGUCCGCUACAAGGACAUACCACUGUUUUAGAAAUGGGAGAGGUUUCAACAGAUCAGCAGUCACGGGGCAGCCAGCCUGUUUAUCAGCAGAAUGUGCUGCAUACUGGCAAACGAUGGUUUAUCAUAUGCCCAGUGGAUGAAACGCCCACACCUGAGGUUAAGAAAAGCACUUCAUCUGCUUCAACAGCACAGCCUGCAAUUGCUCAAGAGCCAGAAAAACAAAUCAGUACUCGGGCAGUGCACUCAUCUGCUGCAGUAGCUCAGGCCCACUUUGACGUCUCAGAUGGCCAUUGCAGCACAACCGCUCCUUUCACUACAGGCCCUGCUGGUGUCACCCCCUCGACACCUUUAACAGCUCAAUCAAUUGUUCAAUCUGCUGCUUUGCCGUCAACGACUGGUGCCCAAGUUAAGGAUCUGUGUGAGCCAGAAAUCCUACAGACUCAACCUGUAGUGACCAACGGACCUCUGAAUGAAAUUCUGAGCUCCGUUCCAAUUGAGGAGCUUUUUAGUUCACUCUCGCCCUUGCAGGCUGUGCAGCAAGUUCUGUUAAGCCUGCAAGAGAGUUUAUUCGGCGGGACGACGGACGGUCCCCGCUUUGCUGAAAUUGCUUGUGCAGCUUCUGUUGCCGAUCUCCCCUGCUGCCCCAUCGUGCCACCUUCAUUGGAAAUUACUUCUGCUUAUAGGGCCAUAUCCCCACCUUUCCCUAUCUUGGACCAAAUUUUAGACCAACCACUGGCUUGCGAGGCUGAAUCGGCCCAGCAGUCUGUGGUAUUGCAGCAGCCUUUUGCAGCCCAGAUUCAGGCAACCGUUGGAGCUACUGGAACAACGGCUUCAUCUCAGCCUCAAAGCCCAGCUCAAGCUCCUCAACAGUAUCUGCAACAGCAAGCGUCCGCUUCUGGGCUGUCUAGCACUCCACAGACUUCUCUGGUGGAGUCUGAUGGGGAAGGUCCUCCAAGGGUAGAGUUUGUGGACAAAACAAUCAAGACAUUGGAUGAAAAACUACGCACUUUACUAUAUCAAGAGUAUGUUCCUACAUGCUCAGCAGGUACAUCUGAAACCACUGGUGGUUCUGGUGCUGAAUAUAUUCACUCUCCUCCUAUUGCUGAAAUUGAAAAUAUGCCAUCAGGAAUCCCUGACACAGCUGGCAAUCGGAUGUCAAUUCCCGAUGAAGCGUUGAAUCAUUCUCUGUGUUCAUCAGAACUACCUGUGAAGGGUGGCAUCCAGACAGCGCCUGCCAGUACAGUGACUUGUAACUAUGUGUCGCCACGAUCUGCAUUUUGUGAACAGUUGCCUCAAAUUCCAGAAAGAAACGACAGCUUGAGCUGUGGUAAUGAAACUGAUGCACCCUGGAAAAAAGGGUCAUUUGACAGUACAAGUAGAGGAGAGUUUCUUCUUAAUUUUGCUGCUAGUACACCAACCAGCACAGCAAAGAGCAGGUUUCAGAUUAUUCCCACCCCUCCAGAUAUCCUCAUAAGGAGACUCGACCGAAGCAAGAAGAGUGUCUGUCCAAACACCAAAUGCAUGAACAGUCCAGCACAGACCCCUCUGGUCAAUGGGGUGCAUGGUUUAGACUUUCAAGAGAGCAAGAUGACUGAGCCUGACUACAAUAACCUUGGUGUGCCAGCAGAGGGCUCUCCAAUCACAACUAUUGGCAGGUUCUCUGUUAGCACCAAGGAUGAAGUAACUUUGAAGACACCUUACAGUAACAGAUAUUCAGCACCUCCUGACUUCUACAUGGAUGAACCUCCCUCUAGUCCCAAAGUGAAGCCUGUUCCCCAUGCUCAUACAUCUACUCCUGUCGAUGUCACUGUCCACAGUCAUUCUACAGAUUCUGGGGAUGAGGUUAACAAACCCAACUCUGCUGCUUCUGCCACCAUCCCUUGUUCUGGCACAAGUGAUCACACCAGCAAUGAUCUGAUGAAAAAAGCUGUUGCUUUCUUAAGAAGAUCUGGAAAACACAGCAGUGUGCAGAGCCCUGACAGUCUGAAUGGACAGGAGGCAAAUGUUCCAACAAUAAGUAUUACCUCCAUCCAUUCUCAGUCCUACGUCAGCAGUGACAAUGAUUCUGAAUUUGAAGAUGCAGAUAUGAAAAAAGAGUUGCAGAGGCUCAGAGAAAAACACAUGAAGGAGAUCUCUGAACUGCAGUCCCAUCAGAGGGGUGAGAUUGAGUUGCUUUUUAAAAAACUUGGCAAACCUCUCCCCCCAACUGUGGGAUUCCUGCAUGCAGCGCCACCAACUGGGCGGAGGCGCAGAGCCAGCAAGUGCAAGCUCAAGGCUGGGAAGCUGCUCAAUCCGCUGGUUCAGCAACUUAAAAAUGUUAACACUAAUACCAGUGAGCCACCUGUGAAUUCCACUGCUGCCUCGGCUAAAGACUCCGGUCUGGCUGACAGUACUCCAUUAACCACUGCAAGUACACUGCCUUCCUCCGCUACUGUCAUUCCAACUACUGAGCCUGUUCAGACACAGCAGCCCUGCUCAGUCAAAGGGUCUCUCUCCUCUGAUGGCAUCUAUUCCGGCUCAAUCAGCGAUGGGAGCGGAGCGCACAGCAGGCUCAGUCAAGGCUGGACGGUUUACCACCAAACACCCGAGAGAGUGACCUAUAAAUCUAGUAGCAAACCUCGUACCAGAUUCCUCAGUGGACCUGUGUCUUUGUCCAUCUGGUCUACCCUGAAACGACUUUGUCUAGGCAAAGAGCGCAGUAGUAGGUCCUCAAAUAAUAGUAGUUCGACUGUGCCGGUACAGAGCCAGCAGCCCGUGCCACAACAGCUGCAGGGACUGGCACAGGGUCAAGCCAACAACAGCAACAAGAAGAAAGGCACCUUUACAGAUGAUCUGCACAAACUAGUGGAUGACUGGACCAAAGAAACCGUUGGAGCCACACAUAUAAAACCUUCUUUAAACCAGAUAAAGCAAAAUAAACAGUGGCAAGAUAUGGAGCCCAAACCAAAGCAAGCUGUGAGUGAGAUGAAAUGUACGAGUAUACCUGAAACAAUGAAGAAGUACCAGAUUCCACUGUCAUGCCCAAUGACCGCUGCUCUGGCUCCAGGUAUUUCACCAGCCAUGCCUGGCAGCCACGUCCCUGGGAUGAUGCCUCCUUAUAGAAUGCCUGCCUGCCAGUUCGGAGGACCCAUUCCUGGGUCGGUGUAUGGAGUACAGUGGCCAGUCAUAACGGGUCCAGUGGCACAAGCCGGUGUGUUCGGGGCACCAGAUGUGCCCAGAUUUCCAUCCCUUGGAAAUGCAGGGUUGCAAGUUUAUCCUGUGAAACCCAUUGUGAACCCACCAGGCCCCAACAUGAGGACUACUUAGCUUAAUGUGUGUAUGCUGGUCCAGUGUUUUAUAAAGCUUUGCUCUGGUGUGUAUUAGCUUAUAGGCAACACUUAUUCUGCUGGAUAUGGUUCUGCUGGCAACUGAUGUAAGGCUGAUUGAGCACAUAGCCAUACAUUGCAUCAUGCAAUCACUGUGAAACAAUUUCACAAAGUUAAGAUUAGUUUUGUCUGGGACAAUUUAUAGCUUAAGUAUUAUUAAGACACUUUAUUAUGUUAUACACUUGUAUGCUAAAACACUAGUAACCUAAAGCAAGGUUUUCAAAGAAUUUGAACAUGAAUUUAGAAGGUUAUUUACCCUGCAGGAGUAUAGUGCCUUGAAUAAUGCUUUUCAGAUUCUGCUGGAAAGAGGUGUAAAUGUUUGAAAGAUACAUAUUUUAUUUUGGCUUGUGUGUGUAAAUAUAUAUUUUCUUUUCAUUUAAUUAUUUAUUACAGGAAAUCUAAAAUGCCUACCCAGCACUGCUGUCGCCACUGUAAAUUUAUUUAUUUUGAAUAAAUCUGUUGAUUGCAGGUUUUUUGUUUUCUUAAACGGCUGCACUAAAAAUGCAGUUUUUUUUUUCUUGACCCAAAAUAAAUUUUAUAUUUUGUUCUGAAUGUAGGUUCUCAUUUGCCAAAAAAAGUUUUUGCAUUUAUUUAAUCACACCAGUACAAUUUUGUGAUUCACUUGAGUAAAAGUCAUAAAAGGAAACUAGAUUAAAAGAAUGCUUAGUUUAAGAGAUUGAAGACACACCAGACCAGAGCUACACUGAUACACCACAGUGCUUUUAGACAUGGAGGGAGCUGGAAGCUGCUGGGGAUUAUAGUCUUUGUGUUUUUGUUUAAAUAUAUUGAAUGUGGAUAUUGAUGUAUAGAAGAUUGCAAUGUUUUUUUUUUUUUUUUUGCAGUCUCACAGUUGCAUACAUUGGAACUGGUGUUCACAAUUCUCCAGAAAGUUUGCACAUUUAACACUUUUUUUUUUUUUAAUAAAGCAAUCCAUUUACAGCAGUGGGCACAGUGCUUUUUGUUUGUUUGGGGCUGUGCAAUCACUAGCGUUUGAACAGAAACCAUUAUUAGUUCAUUUUAGUUAUUUCAGCAUAUUUUGCUACAUGGAAGUGUACAACUUUACCCUGUUACCCAUUUAGUUUUGUACUUCACUGUAAGACUGAUAACAUCACAUAGUUGUCUGGCACUGAAUUGAUAACACAGUUGCAUGAUUUAAAUACAGGAAAGUCAGAAGGGGGUCAUUUUAAUGUAUAUUGAACAAAAAUGCAUAUACUGUUCCUUCAAAGUUAUGGUAUUCUUGAAAAGUGUUACUGUAAGUUACUAAUGUGAAAUAGUUCUCACUACAUUAAAGCAGAUGUGAACUGUGCUAUUAUUUUCUAGGACUUUUAUUACCAAUAAACCACAAUGGGUACUAUUUUGAUUUUUUUUUUUUUUUUUUUUUUUUUUUUCUUCUUGUGACAUUUCCUUUGCAGGUGGUGUUUAAU